AUGGUAAAAUAUGUUUUUUUUUUUAAUGAAAACAUUGAUGUGGAUAUUUUGGAGGAUACUGCACAACAAAUUACUGUUAAGCUAUUUUUCCAGGAAUUGCACAAAAAUAUGGUAGUUACUAUGGUGUAUGCAAAGUGUGAUGAAGUGGAAAGAGUGAAUUUAUGGGACUGUUUGUGUAAUCUAUCAGCCACUAUGUCAAUGCCAUGGCUAAUAGGUGGUGAUUUUAAUGUAAUUCUGAAUGAAGAAGAGAAGAUUGGAGGCUUGCCUGUUUUCCCUCAGGAAUAUGAAGAUUUUGCUUGUUGUGUCAAUUCCUGUGAGUUGUCUGAGGUUAACUUCAAAGGCAGCCCUUUUACAUGGUGGAAUGGUAGAACAAAUGGAGAAUGCAUUUUCAAAAGGUUGGAUAGGAUGCUUGUUAAUGAUCUGUUUCAAUCCUGGUUUGGUCAAAUUGAAGUAGAUCACCUGUCAAGGACUGGGUCUGAUCAUGCACCUUUGUUAUUAUCUUGUACUGAUCAAACUCAGACAUUUAUUAAAACUUUCAAAUUUUUGAAGUUUUGGACUGAGCAUGCAGAUUUUCCUGAUGUAGUUAGGCAACAUUGGCAAGGUGAUUCAAUUGAUGUUUUCCUGGCUUUUAAGCAAAAAUUGAAAAGUGUGAAAACUGCUCUAUCACAGUGGAGUAAACAUACUUUUGGGGACAUUUUCAAACAGCUGAGCAUUAGAGAGGAGAUAGUUAGAAUCAAAGAAGACUUGUUUGAGGAAUUCCCUACAGAAGGUAAUAGAAUGAUCCUUCAAAGAGCACAAGCUGAACUGAAGAAAUAUAUGCAUUAUGAGGAGGAAUUUUGGAGACAAAAAGCUGGUUUUGACUAUGAGGCAAUUUCCUUUUAUCAGAAGCAAUUCACUCAAGAGCCUCAGCAGGAGGAGUUUUCAUUAUUGGAGCAUAUUCAAGAGCUGGUGACAGAGGAGGAUAAUGUUGUAUUUUGCAGUAUUCCAAGUCUUGAAGAAGUUAGGCAAGCAGUAUUUGAACUAGCUGGGGAUAGUGCAAGUGGCCCUGAUGGUUUAUCAGGUUUGUUUUACCAGUCAUGUUGGGAUAUAGUUGGUGUUGAUGUGCAUAAGGUGGUGAAGGCUUACUUUGAGGGUCACACUCUUCCUAAGUCUAUAACACACACAAAUCUUGUAUUGUUGCCUAAGAAGAAUGAAGUUGAGACAUUUUCUGAUAUGAGGCCAAUAAGUCUUAGCAACUUCAUAAACAAGAUAAUUUCUAGAGUGUUACAUGACAAGAUUGAUCAUAUUCUUCCUAGGCUCAUUUCAGCUAAUCAGUCUGGUUUUGUUAAAGGGAGAAACAUCAUUGAAAAUGUCUUGUUGACUCAGGAAAUUAUGGAUGACAUUAGAUUGAGAGGAAAAUCUACAAAUGUAGUUUUGAAACUUGAUAUGACUAAAGCCUAUGAUAGAGUAUCAUGGUUAUUUUUAACUAAGGUACUCAGGAAGAUGGGGUUUGCAGAAAGGAGUGUGGACUUAGUAUGGAGAUUGUUGGCUAAUAACUGGUAUUCAGUGCUAGUUAAUGGUCAACCUCAUGGCUUCUUUCACUCAACUAGGGGUGUCAAGCAGGGUGACCCUUUGUCACCUGCUUUGUUCAUUUUAUCUGCAGAGGUUCUGACAAGAGCCUUGAAUUCAUUGUUUGAAAUCUCUGAAUUUAAAGGUUAUGGGAUGCCAAAAUGGAGUGCCAAUCUUAACCACUUGGCAUAUGCAGAUGACACCAUAAUCUUUGCCUCAGCAGACAAUGAUUCACUAAACAUGAUCAUGAAGGUGUUACAGGAUUAUGAGAAGGUGUCUGGUCAGCUGAUUAACAAAAGGAAAAGUUCUUUUUACAUGUUUGCUAAAGUUUCACAGAAUAUUGUACAAGGGGUGGCAACAACUACAGGAUUUUCAAGAGGUUCAUUUCCUUUUGUGUACUUAGGAUGCCCAAUUUCUCAUGCUAGGAAGAGGAAAACAGAUUAUUCUGAACUUAUUAAAAAGGUGAAGGAUAAACUGCAAGCUUGGAAAGGGAGGUUGCUAUCACCUGGAGGAAAGGUUGCUGAUAUCAAGUUGAAACCUCCAAAAUGUGUUAUCAAGGAAAUACAUCAGAUUUUUGCCAAAUUUUUCUGGAGUAAUAAGGAAGAUGUCAAAUCUAGGCAUUGGUCUGCAUGGCUUAAUAUGUGUUUUCCUAAGGAGGAGGGUGGUUUGGGCUUCAGAUCCUUGUUUGAUGUGUCAAAGGCAUUAUGUGCUAAAUUAUGGUGGAAUUUUAGAACCUCAAACUCACUAUGGGCCAAUUACCUAUGGAACAAAUACUGCAAGAAGCAAUAUCCUCAGUAUGUCCAAUGGAAGGGAGGAGCCUUGUACUAUACAUUACCUGAUCAAGUCAUUGAUGAAAGUGUGGAAGAUGUAUCUGAACUGCUAGAUGGAAAUGAUUGGAAUUUCCAUAAGCUACAACAACUACUACCAGGUGAAAUUGUUAAUCAUAUUCAAGAGGAACUUCUGAUGAAAGAAAGUUCAACUUUGUGGGACAAGGCAUGGUGGAUGAUGACUAGCUCUGGGAAGUUUACUGUUUCAAGUGCCUGGAAUCUGCUUAGACAAAAAGGCCAUAUCUCUACAGUGUAUAAACAGCUAUGGAUAAAAGGGGUCCCUUUCAAGAUAUCCUUUUUCUUAUGGAGAUUAUGGAAGUUUAAGCUACCUGUUGAUGAAGUGCUAGCUAGCAUUGGAAUAAAUGUGAAACAAGUAGUGCAAAUAUGGUGGAAUACUAAUUGUCAUUAUAAGCUGAAACCUAUCAUUAAAGCAGUACCAGGAAUGAUCAUGUGGAAAAUAUGGAAAUGGAGAAACACAAAGCUUCAUGGAGGUUCAAUGUCUAUGCAUAGGGUGAUCCAUGAAAUUUCUCAGAACAUUCACUUGCUAUGCAAAGUAAGGUAUCCAGUUUGGCAGAACAUCCCUCAUAAGUGGCUUGAUAUUAUUGAUUACUUUGAACAGUUUAGACCAAGCCUGAAGUGCACAAUUGUGACAUGGAGAGUGCCUGCAAGUGGUUGGUAUAAGUGCAACAGUGAUGGUGCUUCAAGAGGAAAUCCAGGUCCUAGUUCAGUGGCCUUUUGCAUUAGAGAUGAUAAUGGAGAUCUGGUAUAUGCAGCAGCUCAAAAGAUUGCAGAUGGGAAUAAUUUAGUUGCUGAAGCUGUGGCCAUCAAGCAAGGAAUUAAGUAUUGUAUGGAUCAUCAACUGUAUCCUUUAUUGGUGGAAACUGACUCCUUAGCCAUGAAGAUGUUCAUUAGAGGAACAUGGGAAGUUCCAUGGUGUAUUAGUAUGAUCUUAAAGGACAUCAACAGAUUGAUAAGAGGGCAGAUUGUUGAAGUGGAGCACAUAUAUAGGAAGGGAAACUGCCUGGAAGAUUUUUUAGCUAACUAUGUUUUUGAUUUUGCAGGUACACAGCAAUUUAACACUUUUCAGGAGCUACCUUCUAUGGCUAGGAAACUAUUGAACAUUGAUAAGGCUCGUAUUCCAAAUCGAGAAUCAGAUAUGCAUCGGACACUAGAGUUUCAACAACCGAUUUGCUUAAAUUGCUUUCUUUAG
Molecule: messenger RNA, 3585 nt
Organism: Lycium ferocissimum
Lineage: Eukaryota; Viridiplantae; Streptophyta; Magnoliopsida; Solanales; Solanaceae
Exons: 5
Coding region: 1-3585 (1194 amino acids)
Molecular function (GO): nucleic acid binding; RNA-DNA hybrid ribonuclease activity
Source: RefSeq, a predicted model, not a curated record